Messenger RNA from Dipodomys ordii (Ord's kangaroo rat), 1066 nucleotides. It is a transcript of the gene Yars2, whose product is annotated as tyrosyl-tRNA synthetase 2, mitochondrial. Lineage: Eukaryota; Metazoa; Chordata; Mammalia; Rodentia; Heteromyidae. The record is from RefSeq and is a predicted model, not a curated record. The transcript has 5 exons. Gene Ontology annotation, molecular function: RNA binding; ATP binding; tyrosine-tRNA ligase activity. Gene Ontology annotation, cellular component: cytosol; mitochondrion. The coding region runs from base 1 to 903 and encodes 300 amino acids. Gene Ontology annotation, biological process: tyrosyl-tRNA aminoacylation.
AUGGCGGCGCCCGUGUGGCGGCGCCUGUCUCGGGGCCGGUGGUGGUCCGCCGCCCCGGGCCGGCGUGCGGCGCACUCGGGCAGGCAGGGAUUCCUGGCGGCGCAGAAGAGCCGGGGCCUCUUCAAGGAGUUCUUCCCGGAGCGGGGCACGCGGGUGGAGCUCAGCGAGCUCUUCGCGGCGGGCGGCCCUCCGCAGACCGUGUACUGCGGCUUCGACCCCACGGCGGACUCGCUGCACGUGGGGCACCUGGUGACUGGAGAAGACGUGUUUGGAAUCACGGUCCCUCUGAUUACCAGCACAACCGGUGCAAAGCUAGGAAAAUCAGCUGGCAAUGCCCUGUGGCUGAACAGAGACAGAACCUCUCCUUUUGAAUUGUAUCAAUUCUUUGUCAGACAGCAAGAUGAUUGUGUAGAAAGGUACCUGAAGCUCUUCACUUUUCUGCCCCUUCCAGAGAUCGAUCACAUUAUGCAGCUGCACACCACAGAACCAGAAAAGCGAGGUGCUCAGAAACGACUUGCUGCAGAAGUGACAAAGCUGGUUCAUGGACAGGAAGGGCUGGAUUCUGCCAAGAGGUGUACGCAUGCCCUGUAUAAUAGCAGCAUCGAUGCACUGGAGGUCAUGUCGGAUGAAGAGUUAAAAGAGUUGUUUAAAGAAGCUUCCUUUUCAGAGUUAGUUCUUGACCCUGGAACAAGUGUCCUGGACACGUGUCGCAAAGCAAAAGCCAUUCCAGAUGGUCCCCGGGGGUAUCGGAUGAUAACAGAAGGCGGAGUCAGUAUCAAUCACAGACCGGUAACAAAUCCUGAGUGUGUUUUAGUUGUUGGACAACAUAUUCUUAAGAAUGGACUUUCUUUACUUAAAAUAGGGAAAAGAAAUUUCUACAUUAUAAAGUGGCUUCAGUUAUAAAAAUUCUGUUUUUGGCUGUUCAGACAUGCUCAUCCUGAGACUUGAAUUCAGGGCCUGGGAGCUGUCCCUAAACUUUUUGUUGAAGAGUUAUGCCUUACCACUUGGACUACAGGUCUGUUUACUAUGUGAUUAAUUGGAGAUGAGUCUCAUGGACUUUCCUUCC